AUGGCUAAGCCGUUAACUUACGAAUGUUUGAAGUCAGUGUUGCUGUAUUUAAAUGCUAAUUUGAGAUUCCACCUGUUCAACAGAUGUGCUUCUUUGAAACUCACCGAAAAAAUUGUUCCGCUGCGGAUCGAUAGUUUAAAACUCGAUCAGAGGCUGAUUACAGUGAACAAAACCACCUAUUUAUUCGGAAUUUAUCGAGAUUAUCAUACUAAAUGUGAUAUUCCAAGAUGUAUUCAACACAAAAAUAAUACUGGUGGACUUGGAAACGAUUUAGAUCAAUAUGGUCUACCAGAUUACUCGAUUGAUCAUGUUGUGACUUCUGGAGAUUUGGUGAUUAAAGAAAAUGGUUGGCAGGAGCAUAUCGAUCAGACGAGAAAUAGAAGUAUGCAACAACUAGAGGAAAAUGUGGAAAGUUCGAAAGGAAGUUCGGAAAAGCAUGACGAAUGGUCGUUGGAAUUUUACCUUGCUGAGUUACAACCUCACUACUAUAAGCGGGACAAUGUAUCGCCUCCAUACGAUCCUUUUAUUCAGCUAACAAUAAAACAUGAAGACGAAACAAAAACAAUUCACCGAACAAAGUAUACCAUGAAACUACACGAAGCAAUCAAAAAAUUCAACACACUUUUAUUUGGAGGACGUAGAUCAACGAUUCACGUGAAACGUCUCAAAGUUUCCAAUCAUCACUUGAUUAUCAGACUUCCAAUCGAUGUGAAAUUCCGAAUUCAAGAAUUGAAAUUCACUGGAACUGUGGAGAUAGCAUAUGGAGAAUUGAAGAAAGUGGUGGUGAAUAUAGAUGAGCCAUUGGAAGAGUUAUUCGUGGACACAAUUGCAGAUUUGCCGCAAAAUUUUGAGCAUUCAUUGAUUGCCAAUUCCAAGUCGUUGAUUAUUCGAAAAUACGCGCAACGGCUUAUCGGAGAUUAUUUGAAACUGAAAAACCGACGUGUUCAUAUGCGAUUUGAGGAUUGUCUUUUCUAUGAGAGGGACCAUAUUCUCUUGAUUCGAAAUUGGUUGGAAACGAAUAGAGACGUUGGAUAUUGCUAUACUUUUGCGUUUGAUAAGAAGGAAACUGUUGUGAGACGAUUGGAAUUAAUCAAGACGGAAUUCGAUGGAGAUAUGAAUGAUCAGGGGUAA
Messenger RNA from Caenorhabditis remanei, 1131 nucleotides. RefSeq lists its product as uncharacterized. The record is from RefSeq and is a predicted model, not a curated record. The coding region runs from base 1 to 1131 and encodes 376 amino acids. Lineage: Eukaryota; Metazoa; Nematoda; Chromadorea; Rhabditida; Rhabditidae. The transcript has 3 exons.